UUCUGAGUUAAAUAUGCUCAUGAAGUACGUACGUGGAGUAACCAGGUAGGUAGGCUUCAACAUUGCUAAUCUGCAACGUCUGCCUCCAGAGGGUUAAACAAAUAGCUGUUUUGUAAAAAUGUGUGAUCUAGGUUACUUAUUUCACUUUGUCUACACAUCUCUUCAAAUUCAGAUAAAUGCUUUUAAAUUCUUUGGUUUCACAUUUUCAUUAAGCUAAAUCAUCACUAAGAUCCCUCAGCAGGAGGGCCAAAGGGGGGUCCAAGCUUGCUGUUAGGGUGGCACUGGCCCACCCUGGACACACCCUAGGACCGCCCCUGAUUACCUCCCUCUUGUUUAUGAUUAUUUUUAUUUCUUUUAUUUCUCUACUUUUCCUUGUUAAAUACUGUUAAAUUUUUCAACAUUUUACUAAUUAUAAGAAUUAUUUUCUUGUAAAAAUGUUUUGUUCCUUUAUAGGCUGGUUGUUUUUAUCAGUAUAUUUAUUAAAACAAACACGUACAUUUCAUCUAUCUCCAUUUCUCAGUCAGGUGUCCUCUGUUUAAUAACCCUUUAACUAAUUAAAUAAAGUCGAUGUAUUUGUUUUUCUAAGUCAAAGAGCCCAGUUGUGACCUUUUUCCUCCACCUUUAGCUGUUUGCUCUGAGAGAAAGUGGAUUCUGUCUCAUUAAUAAUUCAGCCUGUCGUAAUAAAAUCCAGCUCAGGGAGUAGAGGCACACUUCAGAAGAACAGGAUGGACUCUGGUGUACCUGUACCUGAGCCGGUGAGAGUGGGAGUUGUACUGGUGACAAACUCAGAAAAUGCAGACUGUGUUGUCGACGCAGAAGGACGUCGAAUUGACUACAGAUCGACAACCAAUGAGGAUUCUAAGUCCUUCAUAUUUGACCAGGUUGUGGGAGCUGACCACAUGGAGAGUCUUCACUCCGAGCUGCUGCAGACUCUCCCUCAGUCCACAUUCAGCAGCUGUAAUGGAGCGUUGCUGAUGUGUGGCGCGUCCACAGAGACCGUCAGAGCCCUGACCGACCAAAGGAUCGUCAGAAAGGUCCUAACAAACCUGUUUAGUUGCAUUUCAUCACGAGCUGCUGCAGAGGUCUUCACCUCUGUGUCUUUUCUUCAGUUUUACCCAGAUGGGAGUGCCGUGGAUCUCCUGAGCCUCAACAAAGAGAAUUUGCAGCUUGUGACACAUCCUGCUCUUGGGAGUGUUGUUGGCGGUUUAAGCGAGGUGUGUGUGUGCUCAGCAGAAGAAGCUUUUAGUGUGUAUGAAACAUGCAGGGAGAUGAUGAAGACCAACGCUGGCUUCAUCUCCAGUCGAUGUAGCUCCCUGCUCUCAGUGGUCCAUGAGUGGAAACUCCAUCCAGAGCAGGUGGAGUCGGAUGUCUGCUGCAGCACACUGCAGCUGUUCAGCCUGGCAGGAGGAGCCAGCAGGACGGACCUCCGAGGCGUCAGCCCUCUGCUGAAGGUUCUGGACCAAAUGAAAACUCCUGCUGCUACAGAUGACAACAGCCUCCUCCUUGCCCUUCUUAAAGACGCCCUCACAGGAAACACCAGGACGUACCUCAUCUACUGCAUUAACCCACAAGGUAUUCUAGACGUUGAGACUCCUUCUGCUCUGGACUUGGCUCAGAGAGUGAGAGGCUGUGCUACUAAGGCUCAGACUGUUUGCUGGAACCCAAAGCAAACUGAGCGAGGGCUUCGCGAAGGCAUCAUGGAGCUGCAAACCAUCAUCAUGUCUCAGAGGGACAGCGAUGUUCACAGCAUUCACAAGCUAGCUGAGAUGACUCAAAACCUGCAGGUAACCUAUACAGAGCCUUCACACGUGGGUCGCUCAAGGGUGAUGCUGGAGGUGUGGCUUAUGAUCCAACAGAUGGUAAAGAAUCAGUCCUGGAAGAAGAAAAGGGAGGAGUCAGAGAAGAUAAAAGUCAAAAUCAAGCAGAGUUGUAAAUCCUCCCAGAGCAAUCAGCAGAUCUCUGGAGGUCGUCAAGCCGAUCACAACAACGAGAGUGCAGAAACCGUUAAAUAUCUGCAGGAGCAGCUGAGACGAGAAAUUGAAGAACAUCUCAGAGAAGGUAGAGGCAGCGCAGAGAAGGUCCAGGAGAAGGUGGCGAGAAUCCAGCAGCUGAAAGAAGCUCUGAGAGAAGAAACACUGAAGAGUGGAGUUGUUCCAGAGGAAUCCCAGCUCUGUCUUCAGUCUCAGCUGGAAUACAAUGAAGCGCAGGAGCGGAGGAGGCAACUCAAGGAGGAUCAUGCGAGAUUAAUGCAGGAGGAGGUGGUGAGGAUGGAGGAAGACUUGGCCCGGGAGCAGCCACCGACAGAAGGUCCUCAGAGAGAGCUGCUGGUGCUGAGCAGAGAGAGACGGAUUCUGGUGCUGCAGAUGGAGGCCCUCCGUACCGAGGCCCAGCAGGCGGAGACAGAUCUGCAGGAUCAGCACCGGAGACACCAAACAGAGCUGCACUGUCUGAGGGAGGAGAGCCUGCAGAUAAGAAGCAGCGCGGUGUGUUGAAGCUGUCAUCAGCUGAUCAGGAGCUAGAGGUAGAUGUUUUCAUCCAAGCGCAUCACGGCCCGUGAAGAACGAGGAAGACAUGAUGAAUAUCUACGGCUGCAGACCCGCAGAUUCGCUGCUGCAGGUGGGAAUCUGCAGGUAUGCAGCCGUGCCCUUCUUAGCGUGACAGCGGGACGUCCCGAAGGUCCGCUCACCUGUUCACCGCUCAGACGUCCUGAUCUUCUACCUUCCUAGAUCAUCCAGCUGUAACCUGUUUCUGAUCAUGUCUUUAGUCCCGCUGUAACACUGAUGCAUCAGUCUCAGACGGCAUGGAGCUCAGGUGUUAUUAGAACUACCUGUGUGUGUUUACCACCCAGCUUCAGCUCUUCUGUGGUCGGGUCUGACCCAAGUUAGUAAAUGUAAGUCCUCCAUCAGGCUUGUGCCUCUUCUAGUGUCAUUUUAAAGGGUUUUAUUUAUUUAUUUAACCGUUACUAGAUUAGCAGCAACAGAAAUGCUACUAAAAACACACAUUUAUGUGAAGCUGGAAAAAUUAGAAUACUGUGCAAAAUUACAUUUAUUUCUGUAAUUUAACUAGACCGAGAUACCAUUUAAAGGCUCGGGAACCUUUACAGGUGUUUCUAUUUGCAAUUUUAAAUUUUAGCUGAUUGGGGUCUUGUUAAAUAUCACACAGUGACCUUUUAAUAGUAUAGAUAAGUGUAAUGCUCCUAUUAGUAGUUCCUCCUGUUAAGUGCUUAUUUGUUUAAAUUAUUCAGGUUUAUAAAAAACAUUUUAACAUACAUUUUAUUAUGUUCCAGUCAUUAGUCAUUUAUAUUUU
Messenger RNA from Nothobranchius furzeri (turquoise killifish), 3306 nucleotides. NCBI's taxonomy places the organism in Eukaryota, Metazoa, Chordata, Actinopteri, Cyprinodontiformes, Nothobranchiidae. The record is from RefSeq and is a predicted model, not a curated record.